CUUCAUGAGUCGAUGUAGUAAAUCAUGGUUAUUCUUACACAUGCAUAUUUUUAGAUAGUUUCUCCUUGUGAUGAAUAUGCAUGGUAGCACUGCAAUAUUCUUCUCUUACACUGUGAUUUCCAUUGGUUGUAAACAGAUAAACUGACCUAGUACCAUGGAAGCAGCUAAUAACUCUGAUGUUAGUAUUGAUAGUUCUCAAAAAGCCUCUGAUGUUAGUAUUGAUCCAAAACCUCAAGUUAUAUACCGCUGCAAGAAAUGUCGAAGGAUAGUUGCAUCAGAAGACCAAGUUGUUCCACAUGAACCUGGUGAAGGCCAAAAAUGUUUCAAGUGGAAAAAGAGAAGCGACAAUCCCUACAACGAGCCACCUCAAUGCACCUCUAUUUUUGUUGAGCCCAUGAAGUGGAUGCAAGUUGUGGAAGAUGGUUGUGUCCAAGAUAAGCUUCAGUGCCUGGGUUGCAAAGCUCGGCUUGGUUACUUCAAUUGGGCAGGCAUGCAGUGCAACUGUGGAGCAUGGAUUAACCCUGCAUUUCAGCUGCACAAAAGUCGACUAGAUGAGUGUCCUCUUUAAAUGUUUUCUAUUUAUUAGUUAUGUAAAUCAGUUAAGAACUAACAGUCGUCCUACCCGCGACUUUUUUUUAUUGGUGGAGUAUUUGAUGUAAAGUUGAUCACAAGCAAUUAUAGUUUUAAUGGAGUU
Molecule: messenger RNA, 694 nt
Organism: Solanum stenotomum
Lineage: Eukaryota; Viridiplantae; Streptophyta; Magnoliopsida; Solanales; Solanaceae
Product: probable inactive dual specificity protein phosphatase-like At4g18593
Exons: 2
Coding region: 155-568 (137 amino acids)
Biological process (GO): protein dephosphorylation
Molecular function (GO): protein tyrosine/serine/threonine phosphatase activity
Source: RefSeq, a predicted model, not a curated record